AAGUACCAGUUGUAAAAGAAGGCUGUACAACGUAGUAGUUCUAGUUGUUAAGCGUCCAGUACAUCAAGUAAGUAGCUUUUCCUAUACCUGCUAUGGUUGUGGUCAUAAAGAAGAUGAAGCAUGACCUUUUUCGAACAACUCCGAGUAUUUCGCGAUUCUUGUAGUUGUAGCCAGCGAACCAGUUGUGUGACACAGGAAGUUGUAGUGCAGCGGAGAUUACGAGAUCAUUACUCUCACUACGACGACGAAAACGACGAUGUGCGGAGACGAUUACGCAGAACUACAAGUGGAAGUGCAAGAUGAAAUCUGUGACUUCCUUGGCGUGCUUUAGCUAAGUUGUAUAGUACUACAAGCCGUACUAGCUUCUAGAAGAUCUAGCUCGAUGUAGCACUACGUUGUCACACGGAGACUACUAACAGAGGAAGUGCAAUAAAGUUGCUCAUGAUCAAGAAAAAAAGAGGCCGCAAGACCACGGAAAACAUUGCGGGAAUCGGAAUGGGACCAGUCAGGACGUGAAUAGUACAUAACAAGAAGCAAACCCAAAGGCACUUCAACAUUCUUUUUCUUGUACAACUAAGAUAGAACUUCUACUUCUACCUCAGCCUCGUGACGUGGUGGUCUUUCAAAGUCCUUCUGAGAGGACGAGGAGAUGCUCCUGCUACCGAUGAUGCCUGAUGAAAGUGGUUGUGAGUCAGAGAAUUUCUCAUCUUGUAGAGGAAGAACGAUCUUCAGUAAAAGGGCUUGAACUUGAAGAGCAUCAACAUCCCGCCUAGCGCCCGCAUUAUUGUACCAGUCCGCAACAGAAGAUGAUGGAGAGAAGAACCCAAGUCGGACAUUAGGAAAGAACACCGUGACCGCUCAAGGGGGUUGUUUGCCCUCACGACUUCGAAAACUAAAAGCGACCUGUGACGUACGUAUCUAUAACUUUUGUACGAGCAAUAGUAGCUGCUAGACGAGCACGACCAUCACUUCAGCGACGACGUGGUGGGCCUGUUGUGUUCCUACUUGAUGUUCAGAGACCACGUGAUCUGUCUUGUACGAGGACAUUGACGAAGAGGAGAACCGCCAUCAGGACCAGGAGAACUUCUUCUACCAAAUAAAGAACUAAAUCUUCAUGCGUACUAGAGAUCCUCCUCCUCUGGUAGAACAACCAUAAGGAAAUCUAGAUCUACCACGUCUACUACUACUACUACUUUUUCACGCACAUGCGUGGUUCAGGAUCAGGACAUCAUCUACCCUAAGAAGAACUACCUCAAUUACUUCUUCUUCACGCGUGAUCUAGAACAACCGUAACACCUGGUACCACCAACUUCGCAGCAAAAAUGGUGCCGCAGCCAAGUCCAAGUAGUGGCGCUGGGAAUGUCACUGCUCGUACUGUUGUUAAGGCAUAGAUUUUGGCACUAUCAAGGACAUAUGCGAAAAAUAGAAAUAAUCGACGAGUUACUGACUGAAAUAAGGGGCGUAGCUUUUACAAGGCUACUCUUCCUCUUUCAGUAUGAUCUCGGUUGAUAUAGAUAUUCUUGUCUGUAGUUCGUUCUUGCUUAAGUCAGUUUAUCGAAUAUAGAGGUCAACUUGUUCAGCCCCGAACCCCACCCUUCCUUCUAAGAUGAAGUACAACGUCGCAGGUAGUAAGAUAAAGAUACACAAGCAACCACGUGAGGAUGAUAAUGAGUGCGAAUACUACUCGAAAACGUAUAACACGUGGAUGCGCGCAGCUAUCCAAGAACGCAUUCGCGAUUCCAGUCAUAAAGUGGUACAUAUUGCUUGCUUGUGUGGUAGUCUGUUGUGGUACAGCUUACAUGAUAUUACUCAUCCGUGACAGUUGUAGAAGUUGUACGUUUGUUGGAAAAUAAGAACAAAGACGCUACAACUUGUAGCUCAGGAAUGACUCGUUGACGAGACAACUACCAUGCAUUCGCACCACUGCACAGAUAGCCUACACCUUGGAUGUCAAGCCAAAAGCAAAGCCUGAGAAUGUCCGACGAUUUGAGGAGGAGCCGGGCGACGAUCUGGAGCCAAGAAAGCCAACUCCAGCAGGUGUUAGUAUUUAUUUGAGUACUACUAGAAGAAAGCUAAUUCCAGCAGGUAUUAGUAUUUAUUUGAGUACUACUAGAAGAAAGCUAAUUCAAGCACCAGGUAUUUAUAAUUUGGGUACUAGAUGUACUAAGAGGGGAAUGUUGAAUCAAGUGGCAACCAGGUCAUUGCGUGUAGUGCUAUCUUCAUCAACAGCCUUCGCAAAUAUAGCGUGAUCAUCUUCAUCACCAUCAUACUGAUUCCCAAACAUUACACAGCAGCCCCCUGCUCUUCACCCUGGUCUCCUUUGGCUACCACCAUCGGCCCAACG
Messenger RNA from Amoebophrya sp. A25, 2344 nucleotides. The record is from the annotation of a GenBank genome assembly. NCBI's taxonomy places the organism in Eukaryota, Dinophyceae, Syndiniales, Amoebophryaceae.